AUGUCUGAUGUAGACAUAGAAGACACCAUAAACAGAAUUAAAAAUCAUAAAUCAGUCUAAGGAAUUGUGAUUGUUAAUAGUGAAGGUGUUAUCACUAGAACUACUUACUUAAAUGAUAAAAAAGAUGAGGGUAAUUUCUCAUUAUUAAUUUAGGUGAUACAAUCGCCAAAUCUAUUCCUAUUUUUUGGCUUAAAAAGCAAGAUCUUUAGUUCGAGAUUUAGAUCCAACUAAUGAUCUAGCUUUCUUAAGAAUUAAAUCUAAAUUAAAUGAAAUUCUAAUAGCUCCUGAUAAAGAUCUUUUAUUAAUUGUUAUUUAAGGACCUAAAAAAUAAGGAGAAGAUGAUUAAUGAUGAAUUAGAUAAUUAAUUAAAUUAAUCUAACCUAAUCAAAAAUUUGUGCCUAGCAAUCAUAUAUUAUUACAUUACAGAACAACUAUAAUACUCAAAUGUUAUAUAUUCAUAAUGUUUAUCUAUUUUUUUAUAUCAAUAUUUGCCCAAACCAACACUUCAAUAAACGUGA
Molecule: messenger RNA, 518 nt
Organism: Paramecium sonneborni
Lineage: Eukaryota; Ciliophora; Oligohymenophorea; Peniculida; Parameciidae
Source: the annotation of a GenBank genome assembly